AAUUUUUAUCAUUCCACCUCCAAAACAAAUAGCUUUUUACUUUACUUCCUCUUUUUACUAAAUGCCCCGUUUUCUUUGAGGUUCCCAGCAACCAGCCACCCAGUUGUGAGCAUAAGUACCUACAGCACUGCAGUUUCAAUUGUUAGCAGGUGACCAGUGGUUAAGCAGCCUGGCGCGCCAAUCUCCCCGCCCGGGCCGCUUCUACCCAAGCGGAACGAAGUGACAUCCCACCUCCCGUCCUGUCCAGAAGCUCGAUCGUGCCCCUCUCUUGACGCAAGAAUACCAGACAAGAAUCAAAACCUUGACCCGCCAUUUCAGCAAAUUUAUCUAGGGGAAAGCGUCUACUCUCUUUUCCACCAUCGCGACCAUCACAUCCCGACACACUCACAUAUCGAGCGAGGAACCUUUGAUUCGUUUUAGCGAUUCAGUUUUGUUGAGCAGCCACCACCAAACCGUCUAUUCGCCAAAGAAAGCCAGGCCGCAAUCAUGAAUCCCCACCAGGCGAAGAAGAUCGAUGUCAAGUCCCUCUCCCCUGAGGAGCAGCGCCUCUUCCGGCUCUACGGCAAGCUCCCCAGCAAGUCGGACCACUUCGCCAAGCAUCUCAAGGAGCGCAAGUACUUUGACAGCGGCGACUACGCGAUGAGCAAGGCCGGAAAGGGUGACAGCGUCGACACGGGCUCCGUUGGCAGCCAGCACCCCGUUCCCGAGAACAUCCCCCAUCUGUCGAGCCCCGUCAGCGGACCCAACGGCAUUGGGAGCAUCCUCCAUCCCCACCAUCACCAUCAGCAUCACAAUGUCAGCAUGCAGGCCGGCAGCCCCGUCAAAGAGAGCAGCUUUCUUAACCGGGAGACCAGUGCCGAGGAGCUCGAGAAGGGUGUCCCGGUCUCUGGUGCCGGUGCAGAGAACGGUCAGGCUGGUGCCGAGCCGACUGUUACACCCACCGCUCAGGACGGGCUUCCGACUAGACGAUAA
Molecule: messenger RNA, 972 nt
Organism: Podospora pseudopauciseta
Lineage: Eukaryota; Fungi; Ascomycota; Sordariomycetes; Sordariales; Podosporaceae
Exons: 2
Coding region: 487-972 (161 amino acids)
Cellular component (GO): cytoplasm
Molecular function (GO): protein phosphatase inhibitor activity
Source: RefSeq, a predicted model, not a curated record